Molecule: messenger RNA, 1734 nt
Organism: Phoenix dactylifera (date palm)
Lineage: Eukaryota; Viridiplantae; Streptophyta; Magnoliopsida; Arecales; Arecaceae
Source: RefSeq, a predicted model, not a curated record
AUGGAGCUGAUCAGAGAGGUUGUUGGGUUAGUUCGGCAGCAGAGGGGACCACAGCAGCUAUUUCCCUCUGCUAGUUCUUCAGAUCAGGGGAGGAGUAUAGCAGAGUUCAGGAAGUUGGCUCCUCCGGCCUUCAAGAAAACUACCGAUCCCCAAGAGGCCGAAUGUUGGAUAGAUGAGAUGGAGAAGGCCUUCAGGGCCAUGGGUUGUAUUGAGGAGGAAAAGAUCAGAUUUGCCACCUAUAUGCUUCAGGACCGGGCUCAUCAUUGGUGGGAGUCUGUGGAGAGGACCAUGAUGCAGGAUGCAGGAUCAGUAACCUGGCCGGGAUUCCGCAUGGCCUUCUACUCCAAGUAUUUCCCUUCCAGUCGUAUCAGGGAGCUGGAGAGGGAGUUUCUGAGCCUCUCUCAGGGGAGUAUGACUGUGGAAGACUAUGAGGCUGAGUUUGAUCGGUUGUCCCGUUUUGCACCAUCUCUUGUCCAAGACCCUAAAUCUAGGAUGAGUAGAUUUGAGGAAGGACUGAGGCCUCGCCUGCGUCAGGGUUUAGCUGCUGUUCACUCGACUGAUUAUGAUGACCUAGUUGACAGAGCUAAAAAUAUGGAGAUCAUCUGGAAGGAAACACAUGAUGCUCAGAAAGGGAAGUCGAAGAGGACCAGGGACUUUGAUUCUGACGGUGAGCGGCAUCUGCGCCGACCUAUGCAGUUCCGUCCAGGAGCAGGGCAGCGAGUUCCAUAUGGGAGGACUGCACCGGAUCGCAGGGGGAUAUCAGGAGUGUGCUUCAGGUGUGGCCGGACUGGACAUAGAGCUGUUGAGUGUCUUCAGACACGGCCUGGUAUUGGAGCAUGUUUCAGGUGUGGUCAGCAGGGCCACCGGAUAGCUGAGUGCCCUCAGACUCAGACUGUUUCUGGAGUUUGUUUCGGGUGUGUACAGGCUACCCAGUCAGCUAUCCCCAGGCAGCAAAGGGGAGGAGGAUCUCGUACCCAGGGACGAGUUUAUGCACUGACUCAGCAGGAUGCUCAGGCAUCCAACACUGUAGUGACACGUACACUGUUGGUAUCUUCCACUUAUGCUUAUGUGUUAUUUGAUUCUGGUGCUACGCAUUCUUUUAUCUCAUCUUCAUAUGUCCAUAAGUGCGAUUUACACUACUCUUCCUUAGAGAGGGAAUUAUGCAUUAGUACUCCAGCUGGGGGUACGAUGACAGUUAGUCAGAUCUGCAUUUCCUGCCCAGUACUAGUUGAGGGUAGAGAUUUGAGAACUAAUUUGAUUGUUAUGAAUCUGCAUGAUUUUGAUGUAAUCUUGGGUAUGGAUUGGUUGGCUGCAUAUCACGCUACCAUAGACUGUUUUCUGAAGAGUGUGACCUUCCGGAUCCCGGGUAUUGAUAAGUUCAGUUUUAUGGGUGAUGACUGGGGUGUCUCUUCUCAGGUAGUAUCUGCUAUGCAGGGCAUAAGAUCUCUUAGAAAAGAGUUUCCUAUCUUUAUGGCCGCAAUUGCAAAUUCUGAACAGUCUGAACAGAGAAUUGAGGAUAUACCAGUAGUCAGUGAGUACCCUGAUGUCUUUCCUGAUGAUCUGCCAGGCUUACCUCCUGAUAGAGAUGUCGAGUUUGCUAUUGAUAUAAUCCUUGGUACUGCACCUUUGUCUAAAGCUCCUUAUAGAAUGGCCCCUGCUGAACUAAAGGAGCUAAAGGACCAAUUACAGGAGCUAUUGGAUCUGGGUUUCAUUCGACCUAGUGUCUCUCCUUAG